Aspergillus novofumigatus IBT 16806 is the source of this 4231-nucleotide messenger RNA. RefSeq names its product putative ABC efflux transporter. The coding region runs from base 227 to 4123 and encodes 1298 amino acids. The transcript has 3 exons. Gene Ontology annotation, molecular function: ABC-type transporter activity; ATP hydrolysis activity; ATP binding. The record is from RefSeq and is a predicted model, not a curated record. Lineage: Eukaryota; Fungi; Ascomycota; Eurotiomycetes; Eurotiales; Aspergillaceae. Gene Ontology annotation, cellular component: membrane.
UGUAGAGGCACCCCAAGCACCACGGAGCCUAAAUCCGACAACAUGUCUUACCCCGUGUUCUUGGCCGUUGGGCCAAAUUCUCAUCGUUCGUGCUCGAACGAGGAGAUCUUGCUUGCUUGCUUGCUUGUUUGACUGUGGUUGCCCGUGAUACAACAGAAUCUGGCUCCUUGUGCUGUCUUGCCGCAGUAAGCCUGUUUCAGGCAAUGAGCCGUGCUCAGUGCUCAGCAUGGAGAAAGAUGACGAUCUGAUCGCGGAGCUCAAAGUCCCCGAAGACCUUGUCUUUGCUGAGGGAUUACAAGACCAAACCGCGACGUUCAACCUGUCCCUCCGCGCCGUUGACCCAGUCGAUGUAUGUGUUGAGGAUCUAUCGCUCCAAGUUGAUACGACGCGCCCAGUAUGGGAGACCCCGCCGUCGCAGAUAUGGCAUCGGCUCUGCGGGAAGAAGGUGGACACCCGCACGCACAAGACUGUCCUCGACAGCGUCGAUGCAUUCAUGCCUAGUAAGAGUCUUACGGCGAUUAUCGGUAGCAGUGGGUCUGGCAAGACAUCGCUGCUCAACAUAAUGGCUGGUCGGAUGAGCUUGACCAAGGCGAAAGUUUCCGGGGCCACUACCUUCAACGGAGUUGCGGGCAUCGAGGGGAUUCGCAGUGCAUAUGUCAUGCAGGAGGAUGUUCUAAUCCCCACCCUGACGGUUCGAGAGACUCUGCGGUAUGCGGCGGAUCUGCGAUUGCCGCCGCCAGCAACGCAGGAGGAGCGGCAUCGGGUUGUCGAGCAGGUGAUAUUGGAGUUGGGGCUGAAGGAGUGUGCCGACACGCGGAUUGGGACAAACACACACAAGGGUUGCAGUGGAGGGGAGAAAAGGCGGACGAGCAUCGGCGUGCAGAUGCUGGCGAACCCCUCGGUCUUGUUCUGCGACGAACCUACGACGGGCCUGGAUGCAACGAGCGCAUUCCAGAUCAUCCGGACGCUGAAAAGACUCGCGGAGGAUGGUCGAACCGUCAUCGUUUCGAUUCAUGCUCCCCGCUCUGAGAUCUGGAGUCUCUUUGACAAUGUGAUUCUUUUGGCGCGGGGAUCGGUGCUUUACAGUGGGCCCCUUCGGGACUCUUUGUCCCAUUUCGAAACGUGCGGUCAUGUUCUGCCGCCGUUUGUGAAUCCAGCUGAAUUCUUGAUCGACCUUGCGGCCAUUGAUAACCGGACGGAGUCGCUCGAGGCCGCAUCGAUGGCCCGAGUGGAGCUUCUCAAAGCUGCCUGGAAGUCUCGAAGCUCUGAGCGGAAACAGAUCGAGAAGCCUGGGCAGGAAAGGAAGACGUCGAUGGCGUCCGGUGCAGUUACAUCCAUAAACAAGGCAGCUUCCUUCCGUCAACAAUUCCGUGUUCUGACCUCUCGGACAUUCACGACAACAAUCCGAGACCCUCUCGGCGUGGCGGGAAGCCUUCUGGAGGCCGUGGGAAUGGCUGUCAUCAAUGGCUGGAUCUUUUUACAGCUUGAUGAGAGUCAAGCUGGUAUUCGAUCGAGACAAGGCAGUCUGUAUACCGCAAGCAGCCUCAACGGAUAUCUGGUCCUUCUCUAUGAGACGUAUCGUCUGACAAUCGACAUACGUCUAUUCGAUCGCGAGAGAAACGAAGGCGUCGUGGGUGUCCCGGCCUUCUUGCUGAGCAGACGUGCAGCGCGCCUUCCUCUAGAAGACCUGCCUGUGCCUAUUAUCUUCGCAAUUAUAUACUACUUCAUGGUCGGAUACCGUCUCAGCGUGGACCAGUUCUUCAUCUUCUUACUUCUGACCAUCCUCACUCACUACAUUGCUGUCACCUUUGCCGCCGUCUCCAUUGGCGUCGCUCGCAGCUUCCCCGGUGCGAGUCUUGUGGGCAACCUUUCGUUCACACUACAGUCUUUCGCGUGCGGGUACUUUGUACAGUCGAACCAGAUCCCUGUGUACGUGAGGUGGCUAAAAUGGGUGGCAUAUACAUUCUACAUCUUCGGUGCCCUGUGCGCCAACGAAUUCAUUGGUCCUGACGGGCCGCCAGAGGGCCAGUUCUACGAUUGUCCCUAUUCAACCGACCCAUCGAAUCCCGCGUGUACGCAAUACACGGGCCGGUAUAUUAUGGAGAACCUGGGGUUUCCGUCAAACUGGAUAUGGCGGCCAAUUGUGAUCCUCGUGGCCUUCGUUAUCGGUCAUUAUCUGCUUGCUGGCUUGCUGCUCCAGUACAAUCGUUUCGCCAUUGACAUCGCACAAGCCCGGAAGACCGAUGUAGACCUGUCUGCGGGUAAAGAGAAGUUUGCCGAACGGCGCCCCGAUGAAGCUCGUCCUGUCACCAUCUCGCUGGACAAGUAUGCCUUGGAGAUCCGGAAACGCCAGGUAUUUCGCCGGGGAUCGCGGACGCUACCCAUCCUCAAACCCAUCACCGCUGAAUUCCAGCCGGGGAAAUUGAACGUCAUCAUGGGCCCCUCGGGUAGUGGGAAGACAUCGCUGCUCAACUCUAUUGCACGAAGGUUAAGAGGUUCCUUGGGGACACAAUAUCUGCUGCAGGGAAACAUACUCUACAACGGUGCUGUGCCUUCAGAGAGCGUGAUCCGGUCGGUGACAUCGUUUGUCGCACAGGAUGACGACGCGUUGAUGCCGUCGCUGACGGUGCGCGAGAGUCUGCGUUUCGCAGCUGGCCUGAGGCUGCCCCAGUGGAUGUCGCGCGAGGAGAAGAACCAGCGAGCAGAGGAGAUCCUCCUCAAGAUGGGAUUGAAAGAAUGCGCGGACAAUCUGAUAGGUAGCGAGCUCAUCAAGGGCAUCAGCGGCGGAGAGAAGAGACGAGUCACCAUCGCCAUUCAGAUUCUAACAGACCCGAAGAUUUUGCUGUUGGAUGAACCUACUAGCGGCCUCGAUGCCUUUACAGCCACGUCGAUUAUUGAAGUCCUCGAAGCGCUGGCAGCCGAGGGUCGCACCCUGAUCAUGACCAUCCACCAGUCCCGGUCGGACCUGUUCCAGCACUUCUCGGGUGUCCUGCUACUGGCCCGAGGAGGAUAUCCUGUGUAUGCGGGCGAGGGCGAGAAGAUGCUCCCGUACUUCCGGUCCUUGGGAUACGAGUGUCCCAAGACCACGAAUCCUGCCGACUUUGUUCUGGACCUGAUCACGGUCGACCUACAGCAGGAAGAUAGAGAAGCGCUGACCCGCGAGCGUGUACAAAAGUUGAUCACUAGCUGGGAUAGUCAACAACCAGGUGUGGCCCGCCGCCCGUCACAGAUUGCGACUCCGGCGGAACUUGGAAGCUUGAAGAGACGCAUGCUUCCCUUUCGGAUCACGUACCCGUUGGUGCUGCACCGUGCCGCGAUCAAUUUCUGGCGCCAGCCACCAUUGGUGAUGGCUCGCUCAAUGCAGGUGGUGGGGAUUGCGAUCAUCAUGGCUCUAUUCUUUGCUCCCCUAAAGAAUGACUAUGUUGCGGUGCAAUCGCGGAUGGGGUUUAUCCAGGAGUUUGCUGCGUUGUAUUUUGUCGGGAUGCUGCAAAACAUCGCCAUCUAUCCAAACGAAAGGGACGUCUUCUACCGGGAAGAAGCGGACCACUGCUACUCUGCGGAGACUUUCAUUCUGCAGUACACGACGCUAGAAGUACCCUUUGAGGCGAUCUCCUCAAUCAUCUUCGGGGUGCUCGCGGCCUACGCGGAUAACCUAGAACGCAGUCCUAGGAUGUUCCUCAUCAGCGCAUUUAACUGCUUCUGCAUUAUCAGCUGCGGCGAGUCUGUCGGAAUCAUGUUCUGCACGCUCUUCUCGCACGUCGGAUUCGCCGUCAACGUCACGUCGAUUCUGCUGUCUAUUUCCACCAUCCUUGGUGGCGUGAUGAGCCUGAACGUCAACGACGCCCUGCAGGCCAUCAACCACCUGUCACCGAUCAAGUACUCGAUCGCCAACCUGGCGCCGUACGCGAUGCGCGACCAGCAUUUCACAUGCACCUCGUCGCAGCUCCUGGCGAACGGGACCUGCCCGAUCCAGACCGGGCAGCAAGUGCUGCAGCUCUACAAUCUAGAUAAGAACGCGCCGAUGAACGUGAUGGCGCUUGGCGUCUGCACGAUCGUUUACCGAUUGGUGGCGUUUGCGAUGCUCAAGGUGAUGCGUGAGGGAUUUUGGCGCCGCCUGCGGUAGACUUGACAUCAUCUUUGUAUCUACCUAAUCAUUGUUCUUGAAAUCUCAGGUCGUCAUUGGUAGUAGGGAACUCGCCAAUGAGAAACCAUUGCCAGCAAAAAGAACUCU